CGCUUUGAACCUAUCUCUAGAGAGAGAGAGGACGAAGAAGAGAUCGUCUCUGUAACUUCACUUGGCAGCGAUCGAAGUGAUAGAUACGAUGGCGAAAUCUGAAACUUCGAAAAAAUUUUGUAAUGGCGUGAGAGAUCGUUGCUCAGUCAGUGAGAACGGAUCCCGUCUAGCUCCGGCUCCUCUGAAGCAGCCGUUCGUGAUCGGUGUUGCCGGAGGAACAGCGUCUGGGAAAACGACUGUUUGCGACAUGAUCAUGUCUCAGCUACAUGAUCAACGCGUCGUGCUUGUGAACCAAGAUUCGUUUUAUCACUCGCUCGGUGAUGAGAGGCUGAAGAAGGUCCAUGAAUAUAACUUCGAUCAUCCAGACGCAUUCAAUACCGAGCUUCUUCUCUCUUGUAUGGAGAAAUUAAGAUGUGGGCAACCAGUUGGCAUCCCAACAUAUGAUUUCAAGAGCCACAAAAGCACAGAAUCAGCGAGUCAGGUUAAUCCCGCCGACGUGAUCAUCUUAGAGGGAAUACUGGUUCUCCACGAUUCCAAAGUCCGUGACCUCAUGAACAUGAAGAUCUUUGUCGAUACAGAUGCUGAUGUGAGGCUUUCAAGAAGAAUACAACGUGAUACAGUUGAAAGAGGAAGAAACAUUCAAAACGUGCUCGAGCAGUAUACCAAAUUCGUGAAACCAAGCUUUGACGAAUUCAUCCAGCCAUCGAUGAAAUACGCUGAUAUAAUCAUCCCUCGAGGAGGCGAUAAUGGUGUGGCUAUAGACCUCAUUGUCCAACACAUCCGAACAAAGCUCGGACAGCAUGAUCUCUGCAAAAUCUACCAAAACCUCUUUGUCAUAUUCUCCACGUUUCAGAUCAGAGGAAUGCACACUCUUGUCCGAGAUGUCAACACGACAAAGCACGAUUUCGUGUUUUACGCUGACAGAUUGAUCCGACUGGUCGUCGAACAUGGCCUUGGACAUCUUCCCUUCACCGAGAAACAGAUCACCACUCCAACAGGGUCAGUAUACACUGGAGUUGAUUUUAGCAAGAGAUUAUGCGGCGUCUCAGUGAUCAGAAGUGGAGAAAGCAUGGAGAAUGCUCUGAGAGCAUGCUGCAAAGGCAUCAAGAUUGGUAAAAUCCUCAUCCAUGGAGAGGGUAACGACGGCCGCCAGGUUCCAAAUCCGCUUUCCCCCUCUGAGAAUAUCUUCUCUUCCACUGCUCUCAUUUCAGUCACACUAUUCCUGCAGCUAAUAUACGAGAAGUUGCCAAAAGACAUUGCCAGCCGUCAUGUCUUCCUCCUUGACCCGGUUCUAGCUUCAGGGAAUUCGGCCAUGAAGGCGAUAUCAAUGCUUCUCAGCAAGGGAGUUCCUGAAUCGAAUAUCAUCUUCCUCAACCUUAUCGCAGCACCUCAAGGGAUUCACACCGUCUGCAAGAGAUUUCCGAUGAUAAAACUGGUGACGUCGGAGAUCGACGAGUCGCUCAACGACGACAUGCACGUGAUUCCCGGCAUGGGGGAAUUUGCCGAUCGUUAUUUCGGCACGUGCAAUAAUCACACCUGCACCCAAACGAGGAGGUAACGGCAUUAAUUAAUUGACCACACGAUUUUUUGCACUAGUCAGGAGGUUUCCUUUUUUACUUAUUUACUUUCAA
This is a messenger RNA of Tarenaya hassleriana, 1631 nucleotides long. RefSeq names its product uridine kinase-like protein 5. The transcript is spliced from 13 exons. NCBI's taxonomy places the organism in Eukaryota, Viridiplantae, Streptophyta, Magnoliopsida, Brassicales, Cleomaceae. The record is from RefSeq and is a predicted model, not a curated record. The coding region runs from base 89 to 1558 and encodes 489 amino acids. Gene Ontology annotation, cellular component: cytoplasm. Gene Ontology annotation, molecular function: kinase activity; ATP binding.